Messenger RNA from Solea senegalensis (Senegalese sole), 5013 nucleotides. It is a transcript of the gene hace1, whose product is annotated as HECT domain and ankyrin repeat containing E3 ubiquitin protein ligase 1. Gene Ontology annotation, biological process: protein polyubiquitination; proteasome-mediated ubiquitin-dependent protein catabolic process; positive regulation of protein catabolic process. The record is from RefSeq and is a predicted model, not a curated record. The transcript has 24 exons. Gene Ontology annotation, molecular function: protein binding; ubiquitin-protein transferase activity. Bases 200 to 2911 code for a protein of 903 amino acids. NCBI's taxonomy places the organism in Eukaryota, Metazoa, Chordata, Actinopteri, Pleuronectiformes, Soleidae. Gene Ontology annotation, cellular component: nucleus.
GGCUGGGCAGCCGCUGUAGGAGAAUGAGCGAAGCUGUGAGGCAAGAGGGAAAAUAAUAAGUGUACUGUAGAUGACUGUGUGUCGGAGGAGUGGUUCCUCGUCUGCCAGCGCUCAUGGACGACGCCCAGGACCGACGCCGUCACAUUAACAACAAGUAAACCUGACACGGGUGAGGCUUAUCCUAGUGGACCGUUCACCUAUGAUGGAACGAGCGAUGGAGCAGCUCAACGUACAGCUCAACCGGCUGACCCGCUCCCUCCGCCGGGCCAGGACCGUAGAACUCCCGGAAGACAAUGAGACAGCAGUUUACACACUUAUGCCAAUGGUCAUGGCUGACCAGCACAGAUCAGUAUCAGAGUUACUGCUCAACUCCAAGUUUGAUGUCAACUACGCCUUUGGACGGGUAAAGAGAAGUCUGCUGCACAUUGCUGCCAACUGUGGAUCAGUGGAGUGUCUGGUUCUGCUGCUAAAGAGAGGAGCCAACCCAAACUACCAGGACAUCUCAGGCUGCACCCCUCUGCACCUUGCUGCCAGAAAUGGACAGAAGAAGUGCAUGGGUAAACUGCUGGAAUUCAAUGCUGAUGUCAACAUCUGCAACAAUGAGGGACUGACUGCUAUCCACUGGCUGGCAGUGAACGGGCGAACGGAGCUCCUCCAUGAUCUGGUUCAGCAUGUGACCAACGUUGAUGUGGAGGACGCUAUGGGCCAGACAGCUUUACAUGUAGCCUGUCAGAAUGGACACAAAACUACGGUGUUGUGCCUCCUGGACAGUGGUGCUGACAUCAACCGGCCAAACGUCUCUGGAGCCACACCUCUUUACUUUGCUUGCAGCCAUGGCCAAAGAGACACCGCACAGAUCCUGCUCUCUCGAGGUGCCAAAUACCUCGCUGACAAGAAUGGAAUCACUCCUAUGGAUCUCUGCGUGCAGGGUGGAUAUGGGGAGACCUGUGAGAUUCUCAUCCAGCACCACAGCAGACUGUUCCAGACCCUCAUUCAGAUGACACAGAAUGAUGAAAUGAAAGAGAGUAUGCUCAGGCAGGUUCUGGAGCAUGUUUCUCAGCAGAAUGACAGUAAUUACCACAGGAUGUUGACCAGUCUUGCUGAAGUGGCUACAACCAACGGACACAAGCUCCUCAGCCUGUCCAGUAGUUAUGAGGCUCAGAUGAAGAGUUUGCUGAGAAUAGUUCGGAUUUUCUGCCACGUGUUCUGCCUCGGGCCUUCAUCGCCAAGUAACGACAUGGGCUACAACGGCAACAAGACUGCUCGCAGUCAGGUCUUUAAGCCACUGGAGUUGCUGUGGCACUCACUGGAGGAGUGGCUGGUGCUCAUCUCCACAGAGCUGGACAGGAAUAGGCAGAACCCGUCUGCCUCCUCCUCCUCCAGCAGUGAGAUCGCCUCUCUGCUUCUCAAACAGUGUGAGGUCGACCAGUCUGGCUCCACACAGAAGCUUCCUUCCUUGCUGGACCCUCAAAUUGUCAUGGAAACAGAGGUUUACCCUGACGGUGAGGACGUCAUCUCCAUGACGGCCAGUCGGCUCAGUGCGGUGAUCCAGGCCUUCUACAUGUGCUGCUCCUGUCAGAUGCCACAAGGAAUGACCUCCCCACGCUUCAUCGAGUUUGUCUGCAAGCACGACGACGUGCUCAAGUGUUUUGUAACCAGGAAUCCAAAGAUCAUCUUUAACCACUUCCAUUUCCUGCUGGAGUGUCCAGAGCUGAUGUCACGCUUCAUGCAUAUCAUUAAGGGCCAGCCCUUUAAGGAUCGUUGUGAGUGGUUCUAUGAGCAUUUACUGGCAGGCCAGCCGGACUCAGACAUGGUUCAUCGUCCGGUCAACGAGAAUGACAUCCUCCUCAUCCACAGAGACUCCAUAUUCAGGAGCAGCUGUGAAAUGGUUUCCAAGUCCACUAACGAGAAACUCAAACAGGGCAUUGCUGUUCGUUUCCAUGGCGAGGAAGGGAUGGGUCAGGGUGUGGUGCGGGAGUGGUUUGACAUCCUGUCUAAUGAGAUCAUCAACCCAGACUAUGCUCUGUUCACUCAGUCAGCUGAUGGAACCACUUUUCAGCCUAAUAGUAACUCCUCGGUAAACCCAGACCAUCUGAACUACUUCCAGUUUGCGGGUCAGAUCCUGGGUUUGGCUCUGUACCACCGACAGCUGGUGAACAUCUACUUCACCCGCUCCUUCUACAAACACAUACUGGGUAUCCCAGUGAGCUACCAGGAUGUAUCAUCCAUUGAUCCAGAGUACGCAAAGAACCUGCAGUGGAUCCUGGACAACGACAUCAGCGAUCUUGGUCUGGAGCUCACCUUCUCUGUAGAGACGGACGUGUUUGGGGCGAUGGAGGAAGUACCCCUGAAACCUGGAGGGACGAGCAUCCUGGUCACUCAGGACAACAAGGCCGAGUACGUACAGCUGGUAACGGAGCUGAGGAUGACACGAGCCAUCCAGCCUCAGAUAAACGCCUUCCUACAAGGAUUCCACACUUUCAUCCCCCCCUCACUCAUCCAGCUUUUCGAUGAAUACGAAUUGGAGCUGCUGCUGUCAGGAAUGCCAGAGAUUGAUGUGCAGGAUUGGUACAGGAACACUGAAUACACCAGUGGCUAUGACACUCAGGAGCCCGUCAUCCAGUGGUUCUGGGAGGUGGUGAAGAGCCUGACCCAGGAGGAACGGGUUCUUCUUCUUCAGUUUGUCACUGGAAGUUCCAGGGUCCCUCAUGGAGGUUUUGCCUACUUGAUGGGUGGUAGUGGUUUGCAAAAAUUCACCAUUGCUGCAUUGCCAUUCACCACCAACCUACUGCCUACCUCGAGCACCUGUAUCAACAUGCUGAAACUCCCGGAAUACCCGAGUCAAGAGGUCCUGAGAGACCGACUGCUGGUCGCUCUGCAUUGCGGAAGUUACGGGUACACCAUGGCGUAAACUAUCACGUCAGCUCCUGCUACAGCGAGGGUCUGCAAAUCUCAACAAUCCCUCCUUAACCCAGACAUUGUUUUUGUAGACCGGCAAAAAAAAGGGAAAUCCACAUUCUUACUCAUGAGCUGCUGGAGAGGCACAACAGACUGAAUGGAGGGACUACAGGUUCUAGAUCUCCACUUGUACCUCAGGCAGAGCUUUUUUUUAAGAAAAAAAAGAAUCCAAGCUGGAAUCUGGUUAUUUUAUUAUGCAAAUAAUCAUCUUUAAAUUAGAUUAUUUUCAUGCGUUUAAGAAGAUGAGCUGUCAACUUAGAACACAGGAUAGUAACCGCAGUAAAGUAUGUUCAUGCAAGCUCACUGAAUGUCAAGUAUCGACUCAGUGUUUAUAGAUUUACAUACGGACGCAGUGGAGAAUUGAUCAGUUUCAAAACAUGCAAUCCUCAUCAUGUUCAUAUCAGAUUGCCUUGUUUUUAAAGAGAGCCUCCAUUAGGCAAAAAUACCAGCACACGUGUAUAUCGUGCUGCCUUUUUCUGUCUCCGUCACCCCUUUUUUUAAGAGUCUCUGUGCUUUUGUGUCAUUAAACAAAAUGAGCCAAACUUCCCACUGUGGACAUACACAGUGUGCUGUCUGAACCUGGCUGCAGGGAUUUGCUCUUAUUCAGUCACAAGAGACGGGAGCAUUAAAUGUGGUCCGACCAGGGUGAUGAGACUUGGCUUGCAGCCGACAUUCCCGCUCCUUUCAGAAGUGCUGGAUGUAGCUGAGUUGAUGGCUCUAUGUUCCUUCAUUGAUCUGUCCAAAAACAGGAACUAUUGUAUAGAAAAGGGGAACAGUAUUAAGAUGCACCGUCAGUGGAAGUAAGGGGGCAGAAACCAAAUGAAUUACCUUAUCGAAAUCAAUCUUCUUUUGAUUCUGAUCCCAUUAUCUUUUAAUAAAGGCCUUUUCCCACGGGUAACCAACAGAUGUGGUAGCACAAGAGAAUAGUCACGCUGAAAACGAGGCUUGGCUGCCUUCUCCACUGAAAGCACCACCAAGCCUGAAGGCAGAGCUCUUAUGACGCCGCCUGAAGAGUGUGACAAGAGAUUUUAGUUCUCCGAGAGUCUAUUUUAUGUACAAGAAAAUAAAAAUGGUAUCGUUAUUUAAAUAGCGUAUAAGUGAACCGAUGGUCCUUGUGAAUAGUUGCAUAUCAUUUUUGGGAAGAGAAGUGACGACAGUAGUGUCCUAAUACUUUUGGCCGUUAAGUGCUGUCUUUUAAAAGAACACCUCUGUGUGUUUUAUUUAAAUAUGUUAUAAUUUCUUUAGUUAAAUGCAGAUGCACGCUGAUACUGUACCGAUCCAAAUACUGCAAAGACAUUGUCAAGUUAGUAAAAAAAAAAAAAGAAUAAAUCAGUGUUCGAUAGGGAACACUAAAGGGAUGCAAUCAGUGCCGGAGAAUAUCUCAAUAUAUUUUUGGGUUACGACAAAUUUGAUGGACGAUGACUGUUAAAUGUUAUGUAAUUAUAUAGACGAGGUGUUUGAGACACGUUGUCCGUUUGUCUGUAUACUUCAGCUGUCGGAACACUCCCCGUAUCUCUAGCUUCAACUGUGUCAUGUGUUUUUACUGUGAAAUGUUUUUUUUAGUCAGUAUUCCUUUCUGUCAUCAAUAUUUGUGCUUCAUAAAUAGCAACCUUGUGUAGUAAUAUCCCUUUGCUCGUGUACAUCCCAUUUAAUGAGGGCCCAUACAACUUAUGUAAACAUGUUUGGCUCUCGGUGCCAAAAAACAAAAACAAAAUGCUGGAAUCGUCUGUGUACACAGCGAUGCUGGAACGAAGAGUUUUUUUAUUUCUAUACAGGAACGAGAAUCACAUCAUGAAUGUAUCCGUUAGCCUAGUUUUCCGUCUUUUUUCCGUUUGUAAAGGGAGCGUACAUAUUGGUUUAAAAGUACCAUUAUCUAGCAGUAUUGUUUGGAAAGCCUCGCUGAAAACGCUUUUGUAAACAGAGGCUCUUUUGCUGAAAAUGGAGGAUUUAUACUGUAAACGCCUUGAGUAUCAAGUUAUGCCAUAUUUGCCAUAGAUAAAGUAUGUUUUGUGCUUUGAGAUUUUAUCCAAUAAACCUUGUUUUGGUAAGACGCUG